Molecule: messenger RNA, 1344 nt
Organism: Mesocestoides corti
Lineage: Eukaryota; Metazoa; Platyhelminthes; Cestoda; Cyclophyllidea; Mesocestoididae
Source: the annotation of a GenBank genome assembly
CAAGCGACAGAUAUACAGAUUCACGCUGAGGAAAUCAUCAAGACGCGCAAAAUGCUGAAUGGACUUUACGCUAAGCAUACAAGCCAACCUAUGGAUACAAUUGAAAGGUGGAUGGAUCGUGACUUCUUUAUGACCGCUGAAGAAGCAGUGCAAGUUGGCCUUGUCGACAAGAUGCGGCAAACUAGUCCGAGCGCUAACGCGGGAACUGAAGUGCGUUCGCCUGUGUCGAAUCGUGGCGGCGGGGACAGUGUAAAUCCACGCAGUGACAGUGGCAGCGGCGGACACACAACAAGCCUUGUUGAUAAGCUCAACACAAUGUCUCGAGUUCGGCGCAGACGACAAGAAGCUGAGGCCCUAGCUACUGAGGCUCGACAAGCCAUGGAAGACCCUCUGAUGCCCAUCACACCCGAAAUAGGACCUGUUGGUUAUCAAUUAGCUGAAGGCGAGGAAUGCUCCAUGCUAGAACCACACUCAAAGGAGCGGCCUGUUGUGAAGGAGUUGAUAGAGACGCUGAUUGAUUGGAUAAAUAAGGAAUUAAUUGAUGAACGAAUCCUUGUACGAGACGUUGAAGCUGACCUCUACGACGGUCAAGUUUUGCAGAAGUUGUUGGAGAAGCUCACCGGGUCUUCUCUCAACCAACCAGAACUCACACAAACGGAAAUGGGACAGCGCCAGCGAUUAAAGCUUGUACUAGAAGAAGUGCGCAAUGCGCUGGGUGUUUCUGAGGGUUACGCUGCCCAGAAUUGGCCGGUGUCGGCUAUCUUCUCGAAGGAUUUGGUUGCGAUUCUCCGAUUGUUGGUCGCUCUGGUCCGUCAAUUUGCUCCAGGCGUGCGUCUUCCGCCGGGCUGCCAGAUCACCCUAGUAAUCGUUCGCAAACUCAAUGGUGUUCUUCAGCAUCGCCGACAGGUUGAAGUCAUCACUGACGCAAAUGACGCCACCGACGGUUCGUUGGAGCGUGACGCUAUCAGCGCCCUGGUGGAUUGUGCAGUACCGGAGAAGUUGGAAGCCUUUCAGCAAGUUCUUCUUCAAUUUGUCAAUCAACACCUCAACAAGCUCAAUAUAGUCGUCACAGAUUUGCAGAAACAGAUGGAUGACGGCGUCUACUUCCUACUUCUGCUGGGGAUGCUUGGUGGCUACUUUAUACCACUGCACAAGUACCACUUGGUGCCACGCACUAACGAACAGAAGUUGGCCAACCUGCAACUCGUGCUCCAACUGCUGGAGGAGGCGGAGGGACUCGAACCGGGCGUGGGGACUCGCGCCGACGACCUCCUGAGGCACGACCUCAAGGCCACUCUGCGCUUCCUCUACGCCCUCUACUCGCGCUACAAGGACGCAGAGUAG